Messenger RNA from Penaeus vannamei (Pacific white shrimp), 1512 nucleotides. NCBI's taxonomy places the organism in Eukaryota, Metazoa, Arthropoda, Malacostraca, Decapoda, Penaeidae. The record is from RefSeq and is a predicted model, not a curated record.
AUGACACCACGGACGCCCCCAUGCGGCACCCCCGGCCCCCCUCGCCCCCCCCCACCGUCUUCGCCCCCUACACCCCGCCGCUGUCACCACGUCCUACGCCUCGCUCUCCACGCCCAAGCCCACGCACGAGUCCUUCGCAGCACAAAGUCAGCCUACGAGUACCUUCGACCUCUUCGCCGCGGGUCCGGCCGCCCCGGGGCGUCGCUCUCGUGGGAGGGCGUGUCCCCGGACCCCGCCCUCACGCCCUCGCUCAGCCUUUACGGGUCCCCCGGCAUCCCCGGGCCCUCCCCCCGCCCACGGCCACCCCGGAGGCCACGCACUCAGGCCACCCGCACGGCGCCGCGAGUGCCACGGCGGCCGACAGCCCCUUCGCCGCCGCGCCGCCCACGCGCCCCGCCGCGCGCCCGCCCGCUCAGGGACUCGUACUUCUCGGGCGCGCAGGACGCGCCCUUCACGCAGUUCCCCGACGACGAGCCGGGCCCGUCCGACUGGCGCAGCAUCACGGGCGCCACCGUGUGCCUGGAGGGCUGGGAGGAGGGCGACCUGCGGCAGGUAUGGCCGGCCUCCAGCACGCCCAUGGCCUCCCCGGGCCUGGGCGCCUCCUCCGACGCGUGGGCGUGGCGCCGCAGAGCUCCGUCCCGCAGGAGCCGUGGCCGCUCCCUCCGCCCUACGAGCUCGCGCUCAGCCCGGCCAGCAGGGAGGUCGCGCAGGGGCUCCUCCUCCAGGGGGCCUCCGCCCCCGGGGCCGCCGCUCGGCCUCGCGCUCCGCUCAGCCCCGACCGGCGCAGCGCCGACCCCCUCCCCCGGGGCGACUUCCCGCCCCGCUCGCCGCUGGCGCCGCCCCGCGUCCCCCCGCGACGCCCGCCACGCCGAGCGACGCCGCUGGCGGCGGCGGGAGCAGCCGCAGGAAGAGCAGCCGCGGCAGGAGGGCCAGCAGGAGCGUGAAGAGGCGCGAGAGUGGCGGGGGCGUGGCAGCGGGUGGCGGCGCUCGCCGCGGCGACCCCGCUGCUCACACAGUCUGGUCCACAUGGACAGAGCGGAGGAGCACGGCCGGUGGAGGCUGGGGGGCCAGUCCCCCAGGGAAGGCUCCCCCGGCCACCGGUUCGGCCCACACGCCCACGAGAGCAGCCAGGACGACGACGAAGACGACGACGACGAAGAGCACGAGGCCAAGUGUGCGUCCCGCCAGUGUGAGUCCGAGUUUGAACUGUUUGAACUGCGCGCGCAGCCGCUCGCUGCCACCGUGUGCGGCGCAGUCACCGCUGCGCCCUCUGUAAACACGGCAGUCAGUGUCACGGCCCGAGCCUGGCCGUCCCCGAGUGCCAGCCUCGCCGUGCCAGGCCAGGCGAGGCACCGACCACGUGUUCCGGCGUCACAGCGUAACGUGCAAAGUAAAGCGCCGAGAAAAGCACUGCAGUAUGGAAACUGCGCCAUUAACCACUUCCUGCAUGCACCAGCGGAUGCUGACGGCAGGGAGACCGUUGGUUACCUUCCAGGAAUCGUGCGGCGGUAA